AACAUAAUAAGCGAAUAAUCGCUUGAAAAAAUUGGGUUUGGUGACUUGAACACUCAACAAGCUCUAUACAUUUUUGAAAUGAUAGAGAAGUCUAGUUUUACAAUGCCUAAAACGGCAUUUUUUAUUUUAUAUUUAUUCUGUGGUAACUUUAUUCUUUCAGGUAAAACUGCAGAUCAAUGUCCUAAAAAUCCUCUGGCCCCGACCAAUUCCAUAUCUGGAAUGGUCGUUGGGGUAAUUGUUGGAACAGAAAAGGUCGUUAAUGGAGUAAUGUCAUACUUUUUCUACCUAGGAGUGAACUCCGUGAAUCAAGUACUCACCGUCUCAUCACAAUUUGAGGGAUACCUGUCUCAAUUGACCAUCAAGAUACAUAACUUUGCUUCAGGGCUGAUCGGCGGAGUCGGUGGUCAAUUGAAAACCAUAUAUAGUGGUUCAAGUGGAUCCAUAAGAAUUCUUUUCGAUUCUAUUAUAAAAUUAGAAAAUUCCGUUCAAUCCUUCGCAUAUAAGCAGGUUGAAAGCUUCUCGGAUAAGGUGGUUAGUGGGAAAUUAACUGGCGAGAUAACAUCCGUUAUAAAGAGUCCAUUUAGUUCAAUAGGGAGUGGAUUGAAGAAAGUUAAAUCAUCUGUGUCUAAACUUUCUUCGAACGUUGGCAGCGAAAUUAAAAAGAUGACCGACUCCGUGAAAACAUCGGGCAUCCCUAGCGAUAUAAAGGGUAUCAUAGGUGCACCCGUGAAGGGUGUGAAAGAAUUUUCGAAAGAAGCACAAUCAGUGAUACAAACCGUCAAAAAUGAGACGUCCCAGAGAUUUUCAGGUUACUCCUCGGAGUUCAAAAACGGAGGUAUUAUCGGUAAAUUUGUGGCUGCUGGCUCAGUUCCGGUUGGAGUCGGAAUGGAAAUUUGGAGUUUCGGUCUGAAAAUAUCGGAUGCGGCUGUGAAGUCGGUUUCGGUUUCUACGAAAGAUAUUGUUCAGCCUUUCUUGGGGCAAGUCCUCACCGAGCGUUUAGGUACCGUAGUGAUGCUACCUAUGCACGUGACAGAAGGGUUUUAUAAGAGUACAUUGAAUUUCUUCAGUCAGAUAGGAGGAAUUAUUUCAAAAAUAACGGGGGGAGGUAGUGUAAGCGUACAGAUAAAUAUGGUAAUGAAACAUCCUAUUGUUGUCUUGGAAAAUGUAUGGAGCACAACGAAACAGGAACUUAAAGACUUUUCUAAGGCUACUUUGGGCGAAGGAUUAACCGAACAGUUAUCAAGCACUCUAAGUUCACCGGAAAAGGCUAUAUCUAAGAUCGCUUCUUCACUGACAAGUAGUCAAAUAGGUUCCACUUUAUACUCUGUUGUGAGUACACCUAUGAUGUAUUUGGAAAAAGGAUAUUCUCAGAUAAAAAUGACAAUACGGGGAAUAACUAAAGGAAUAAUAGGUGAAAAAUUGACUUCAGAAUUAUCGAAUGUAUUGAACGCACCAGGCAAAUCCCUUUCUCAUUUCACAGCUUCUAUCACUGGCGGUGGAAGUAUAGGUCAGCAAUUAAAAAUCGUCUUGUCCCGUCCCUUACAAACUAUUGGAUUAACAUUGUCAGCACUUCAGCACAAGAUCGAAGGGACGAUAACAUCCAUAACUGGCGGUGGAAGUUUAGGAACGCAAAUUUCAACAGUUCUCACCAAACCCACAACCCUGUUUAAAAAUGUAUGGAACACAUCGAAGAAAACGAUGGGAGAUAUUUCAAACACUCUGGUGGGAAAAGGCUUAACUGACAAAAUAGGCCAAACGAUUAGCUCACCACUUUCAUCGCUAAGUAAUAUGACAGCAUCAAUUACUGGAGGAGGUAGCUUGGGCACUCAAAUAAAAUCAAUUUUCACCAAACCAGUAGAAAUUUUCCAGAAUUUAUGGGAAAAAACGAAAAGCAGCACAGAGUCUCUGAGUAAGACACUGUUGGGUGGAGGUCUCACUGGCUCCCUGGGUAAAUUGGUGAGUUCACCGGUGGCAUCUGCUUCUAAACUUUAUAAAUCGGUCUCGUCCUCGUUGAGCGGACUGUUUCAUGGAUUUGGAGCUUCGAUCAACGUUUCCACAGGAGGGAGUGCGGGAGGAGGUAUUGGAGGUGCGUUAAGCUCCUUGAUAGAAGCCCCUAUGGAUGUCUUGAAAGGAACUUUCAAAGGCGCCCAAAAAGCUGAAAAAUCCAUAAUGAGCGGCCUCAAAGGUUUCUAUGAGCACCUACCGAUAAUUGGGAAAGGGGCGUCUGUGAAAGCUAACGUGAAAUUAGGAGGAAAAGGAACCACGGUCGGCAUGAGUUUAGGAGGAGGAGCAGGAGGAGAUGGUGGAGUAAAAAAUACCCAAUUGGGUGGUCAAAAAGGUGUCAGCGCCCAAGGAAAAUUGAGCGGCGGGGCCAAAUCGAGAAGAAGAAGAAGAAUACGUUCUAUAUCAUUAUAUACAACUCAGUAGAUGUAAAACUGACAAAUAAGGGAUUCUUGUAGUUUUCUCUCGACCUGGAAAAAAGAAACAAAUACAACACAAUUUCUGGAAACAUU
Messenger RNA from Coccinella septempunctata (seven-spotted ladybird), 2513 nucleotides. RefSeq lists its product as uncharacterized. Bases 79 to 2427 code for a protein of 782 amino acids. Lineage: Eukaryota; Metazoa; Arthropoda; Insecta; Coleoptera; Coccinellidae. The record is from RefSeq and is a predicted model, not a curated record. The transcript has 17 exons.